AUGAUAGCAUCUAUUCCAAUGGAAGAUCAAGAUCGGCAAAUAACGGUACCCCAGUCCCUGCUUCAUCCGAUUCAUGGCGCUAUGGGAACAGGCAGGGUCCAAUCUGGGUCUUGGUCAGUCCUCCCGGUCAUCCAAUCAUACAUACCUCAGGCUCUGCCGGACUUCCACAAGACGCCUUCUAUCAUUCCAUUGAAGACCCCUUCACCUCAUCUUCUAAUUUCCUCUAGACCGUCCUCUUCCUCUCUUGCCGUCUACUUUAGCUUCAUAGGUUUCGCUGGAGCUGUUCUAAGGCAUAAGCUUCGGACCAAGAUGAACAUAACGAGAGGAAGAACGAGGGGAUUGGCUGGCAACCAUAUUGAAAGGUUUCCUACAAACCUGGAUUGGACCACCUCGGUCCGCCCACUUCGCGAUCGCGUUUCACCCAGAGCUUGUCCGAGGCUGGGCGUAGUCCACCAGCUGACUCAUAUCGGCUCACCUAACUACAUUCCUCCACCAUGGGGACCGUCUCUAACAGCUCUAUAA
Molecule: messenger RNA, 522 nt
Organism: Nezara viridula (southern green stink bug)
Lineage: Eukaryota; Metazoa; Arthropoda; Insecta; Hemiptera; Pentatomidae
Source: the annotation of a GenBank genome assembly